Messenger RNA from Nezara viridula (southern green stink bug), 5584 nucleotides. Lineage: Eukaryota; Metazoa; Arthropoda; Insecta; Hemiptera; Pentatomidae. The record is from the annotation of a GenBank genome assembly.
CCUGAACAUGGCAGUCAUCAGAUAUGUAAACAGGGAGAGGACGUUGCCAUCACUUUGUUAUACCUGCUCCGAAUUUAUUUUUAUUUAAUUUUAUUUUGUGAUUGUAGAUAUGGCUAUACUAUAUAGCUCUGUCUACGUCUCAGCUAAAGUUUUCGGUGGUGGGAAUACAUGAUUUCAUUUUAUAAAGAAUAAACAUGGUGAAUCCUCCUAGUAACUGCCCUCGAGGCAGUAAAGACAAAUCAAAAGAAUGGCAGCUGGAAAUGCUAAUGGAAAAAUUACGGUCCAAGUCAAACCAGUACCGAUCAUUUCAACAAUCUGCCAAAGAUUUAAGGAUGGCAUUACUUGAAAAGAGAUUUCCGAUAGAUAGUUUGGAAAGGGGUCAUCUUCAGAAAUGUUUAGACACAUUGCAGCAAAAUAUAAAAGUAACAACCCAUCAGGCAAUGAUUGAAAGACUCGAAAGUGUAUCACGCCAAUUGGGGUUGAAGUUAGUACGCCCAGGACCAACAGGACCAGACUUGUUCAUAUCAUCUGAUAUGUUUUAUUUAGAAAUAGCUCUUGAACCAAAUGGUGGGGUUAAAGAUGUUAAGAUUCAUCAUGAAGGACGGGGUGAACAGAGCUGUGAGGAGUUGGUGACUUGUCUUUCUGAGAGGAACUUUGCUGACUUCACUGCCCAACUUGAAGGACUUGCAUCUAUCUACCAAUUAAAUGCUGAAAAAAAGGUGAAGUGUAAAGCUUUCUCCGCCCUGACAUCUGUUGAAGCUGACCUUACUACUCUCGCUUCCUUGCAUUACAUUAAGGAUCUCGUUUCAAUUGUUCAUAAUUCUCCUGUUGGUUUACUCGAAAAGAGACGUGGUGGUCACCCAAUGAAGCUCACCUAUUUUGUCUCUCCAUAUGACUUACUUGAUCCUGUCACAAGAACUAGUAAACCAGUAACUGCCGAAGUACUGAAUAGUGUUGGUCAUUCUGUAUCUGUGUGUAUGGAGAGUUCAUCUGCCCACAAGCUACAAACUUCACCAAUAGUUACAAUCACCAGGACCCCUGAUGGAAACAACUGGCCAGUGUAUGGUGGGCUAUCAGCAUCAAAUAGCAUUACGGUUGCUGGUAGCUUUGUGCUGCAGUUAAAGAAACCAAUGCCAGUCUGCUUGGCAUUAGUCUCUGGCAUCACCGCAGCGACGGGCGUGGAUUGUGCCGAUGUGUCAUCACCUCACCCCCUCCUCAGCCUAGUAGCUCAGGUAGCCUCUUCUGGAAAGGCUGACUCUUUAGAUAACAAAGGACUCUUUGUGAAUGUUGGUGACCAGCAUCAUUGCUACCUGAUGACUGAAGCGAGGGGCCUUGAUGGUGUGCUUGUCAGUUCAAUUCCAUUCACACAUCCAUCUCAUGUGCCACAGGUUUUAGCUUAUCUUCGCCAACAGGCACUCUUCAACACAGUGGUUUCCUCAUGCGUCCGACCUACCACUCCACGUGAUUUGGAGAAGAUGAUAAUGUUGGAAGUGAUGCCACUGGAUUGGCAGCAUGUCUCAAUCACCUUAGAACAUCCUCUGGAGGAGAGCAUGGCCACCGUGGAAGUGGAUCUGAGUGACAUCAACAACCUCACCUGCAAGGUUUACACAUCAUCUGGCGAAAAUUCUUUAGCCAAUUCGGAGUAUGCUACUAAAGUCUUUCAAAGGUCUAUGUCGAUACCUGUAACAAUGAGGUCUUUGAUCAAACUUUGGAAUGCUCAAGGACAGAGGAUGACCAGUAUAUUCAACGGAGGAGGAAUAGGAGAUAGUGGCGGCGGAGGUGGAGGAAAUCAGAACCACCCAACAUCUGAUUAUGAUCCUGAUUUGAAGAUAAAACUGGAGCCUGGGCUUGGUGGUCUCGUCAGUCGCCACAGUAGUUUCACCAAUGAUCAAGCUGAUCCAGGGUUUGACCAAUUCUCUACUUCCAUUGACACUUUACAGUUUCAAGAAUUAGGACAAUCCUUAGGUCUCCUCGAUGAUAAAGUGAAAAGGAAAAAACGAAAAUCAGGGGAAUCCUGGAGGAGUCCGAAACCAAGCCAUGAUGACAUUGGUGACAGUUCUAGUAACGAGUCUUCCCCUUUAGGAACUCCCAAUUCUAUCUGUGAUCCAACACCUAGUUUAGAAAUUAAUGAUCUCGACAGUUCGAUGAAUGAUAAGUCUCGAGAUGACUUAGAAAUUGAAGAAACAAUGAAUGUUUCUGAACUAGAUGUUGAAGAAAUAUUUAAAAGUACUGUUAAUAAAAAACCUAAGAAAAACAGAGAAGAAAAGAAAACUGCUAGUGAUAUUCUGUUCGAUUUAGGAAACAAAAAUUUAGUUCCUCCAUCAGUCUCCAUAACUCCUAUUUCUUCUUCUCAAAUGAAUCAGAAUUUAAACUCUGUACUCUCUGGUAUGGGUUUAGAAAGAAGGCCAGGUAUAGAAAUCAUUCCAAUUUCUUCUACUCCAACUACCUCUGUCCCCAGUUUGAUUACUAUUACCCCCAUUUCUUCUAAAUCUGUACCAGAAGACAAACUGAAAGAAAGGAAGAGUAGUAAAAGUCGCGAUGACAAAGUGAAAAUAGAAAAAAAAAGAAAAAGGAAGAAAGAGGAUAGUCCAAUGGGUCCACCAGAAAAAGUUCCUGCAAAGUCAGACCCAUUAUCUAAACCUGUUUCUGUCAGUAUUAAACCUGCUGAAUCUUCUUCUCCUCGACCUUCAUCACCUGCCAGUAGCAUGAGGAAGUACACGAGCUCUCCCACCCAUGUUAGUCCUCUUGUAGGAAAGAAUAGCCCAAGCUCCAGUAGCAAGCCUGUAAAGCAGCCCACUCCAAGCCCCAAGCAUUCGCCUCAUUAUUCUACAAGCAGUCCGAAAAAUAGCCUUACCUCCAGUCCUAAGCAUAGUACCUCGUCACCAAAACACCAGUCUUCUUCUGGCAAACCAAGUAUGUCUGCGCUAAAGUCUGCUGUCAGCUCCCCUAGUAAGUCUGAUUCAAAAACCAAGAGCAAAGACAGUAGAGAUAAAGACAGAAAAAUUUUUAGUUCUAGCUCUGGACAUUCUAGUCCCAAAAUGAAAUCUCCCAGUGUGAAGCUCAAACAGUUAGAUAUUUCCGCGAUCGAGGGGCCUCAGUCGCUGCAAAGUGGAGGCUCCACACCUCCCAGUUCGGGAGAUGGGGGUAAGCCCUCCUCGUCAGGACAACCAAAAAACAGAAAAGGAUCUCUAUCUGCAGUUAUAGAUAAGUUGAAGUCAGCUCAACACAUCGAUGAAGGGAAUGGCAAGGAGAAAAAAGACAAAGACAGGCAAACUUCAAGCAAAAUUGAAGGUAAGAGCACCAGCAAGCCAGGAGAGAACAAACCUGGCGAAUAUAUGGUGAAACCAAGUUCAGAUGGAAUGAAAUUGACGAUUAACAAAACGAAAAGUAAAGAAUCAUCUAAAAUAAAAUCGUCUUCGUCAUCUUCAUCCUCUUCAUCAUCAUCACCAUCUGGAAGUGGCAGUCCAAAAACACAUACUGGUCUUAAGCCUGGGGUGAAUAGUGGCCCGGCUGUAAAGAAAUCUCAUAUUAGUCAAAAAUCUAGCUCUCCAAUCCCAAGGUCAAGUUCUAGUUCUAGCUCGAGUAAAUCCAGUAGCAAAUCGUCAUCGUUGAAUAUACAGAAAGUUAGCAAGCCUUCAGGGUCUCCUAAAAUGUCUGACCCUAAUAGGAUUCGUGACAAGCCGAGAAACCCCAAGUUGUCGAGCUUUUCAGGCAAAGAAGGAAGAAAACUUAGUCCAUCAGCACUGCGAGAAGAUGACAAUUACAAGCAAUUACUUGGAGAAGGUAUGGUCAAGCAGUUAGAUACAAAAUUUCAAAUUCCUAAACUCUCUGCACGAUCUUCGAACUGUGGACAGGGUGACGAAAAAAAGGAUAAAAGUGAUAGGUCUGAUUUGAAGGUUAUUGAUCUGGCUAGUAAACUUGUAUCUUGCUCAAAAAACUCAGAAGAGAUUCGGGUCUCUUUAGUAGACUCGAAAUCAAAAUUAGGUUCAUCUACUACCAUUUCUCUUGGAAGUUCUAGUCCUAAAUUAGGACCGGUUAAGUUGGAAUCUGAAUCUCCUAAUAUUUCUAUUAUACCGAUGUCUUCUUCAGCAGACAAGGAAGAAAAGGAAUCCUAUGAAGAUGUUUUCAGCACUUUAAAAAUGGACUUGCCGAUGAGUGGUCUUUCCUUCUCUACUUGUGACCUGGAAGAAAAAAAGAAGAUACGACAACCCUCCUGUACCUCUGAGGAAGCCGCUGAAAUGUUAAUAGACUUCUCUACUCCUAAAGAAAACAAAUUGCUUCGGCGAUCUCCUCCUACUUAUCCAGCUUCACCUUCUGUGUCUGUGCAUAUUCUGAAAUCGCCUGCUCCGACAGAUAGACCCCAUAUUUCUCCCCAUUCCUCUCCAGGAAUUACUGAUGAUGAGCUGAUGGAUGAAGCCCUAGUCGGGAUCGGAAAGUAGUAUUAUUGUUUGUAUUUGUAUAUAUUGACACAUAUGUUUUGAUAUUUAGAUUUAAAAAAUAUUGUAUCUACAAUAUAUAAAAUAUUUUUCACAUAAUUUUAAAUUUAGUGCACACAUAUCUUGCCUCCGGAGUGUUCAGUAUUUGUAUGCAGAAGGCUUCAAAGAAACAGUGAGGUUGUGCAGUUGCACACAGAAUUUAUAAAUUCUUAUGAAUUGAUAAGAAUUUCGGACUCAGUUGCGUUUGCGAGAUGAAAUUCCUUUUUUAUUUAUUAAUCAAGUUAUUCGAUAAUAAAAUAAAAAUAAUAACUUGUAUAACACCCUGAAAUAUGACCAAUAGCUUUAAGACAUUAUAACUUCCAAAGAGAAAAGAAUAUUCAUAUUCGUUUGCUAUGUUGAAGGUAAGCCAGAAAUGUAUUAUAUUGGAUGCCAUGUCACUGAGUUCAUUUUUGUUAAUAUUUUGUUGCAGUAUUAGUGUUUUAUAUAAAUAUUCGUGAAUUAUUUUCGUAAUAGAUAAUUUUUUUUCUGCCUACCUUCAUGUGGCUACUUAUAAGAAAUAGGAGAUUUGAAUUUUUAUAUAGCUAAAACUUCCAAUUUUAUAAAUGUAUUGUAUAUUAAGUUGACAUUUGUGAUAUACGUAUUUACAGACAAAAAAUGAAUUUAUAACAUAAAUUACAUAUGAUAAAAUAACUACCCCAACAUUUAAUUGAAUGAUAGAAACUGAAAUUAAUUUUUGUAUAUAUUUUAUUUUUUUAAUAUUUGGUAUUCUCAUCUUCCUUUGUAAAAAAAAUUGUAAAAUAUAUUGUAGAAAAUUUUAUUUGUAAAAAAAAAUUAUGAGAAAAACGUAAGAGGCCAUUUAUUUAUAUUUUAUUGGACUGAAUUAUUAUUAUGUAUUUUUUGUUUCUUUCUCUUUGAUUUGUUCCGUCAUUUGAUUUCAUCAUUGAAUCACCAUGUAUUUGCCAGUAAAGGUUUACGUGCCUUUAAUUAUUUUUUAAUUUGCCAUACGAUCAGUAGAAAAAUAUUGUUUAUAAAUUUAUGAAACUGUUAGUGAUGAAAAUAAUAUAUAAAAAAAUAUAUAUUAUAUUUGUUAAUAAAUUAUAUUAUGAAGUUUGUUUUUUCAUUAUUAUAAUAAAAUGUUUUGUGUAAAA